Pecten maximus is the source of this 6450-nucleotide messenger RNA. RefSeq names its product mucin-5AC-like. Gene Ontology annotation, cellular component: extracellular matrix. Gene Ontology annotation, molecular function: protein binding. The record is from RefSeq and is a predicted model, not a curated record. NCBI's taxonomy places the organism in Eukaryota, Metazoa, Mollusca, Bivalvia, Pectinida, Pectinidae.
AUGAGACCCAGAGCUCUCAUUGUGUUUGAUUUAACAAUUAUUUAUAUCAACUAUCUAUCUGUUUGUUCCCAAGGGUGUGAAAAUGGUGGUUCCUGUGUCAUGCCGGAAACCUGUGCAUGUUCUAAGGGAUGGAAAGGACUCCGCUGUGAAAUUGGGGUUAGUUUGUGUGUUGUACCAUCCCUAUCUAUUGCAGUUGACAGUGGUUCCUCUUCACCCGGGAGUGGCCUCCCUUCAGUCGCUACCCCCACAGGAGGCAGUACGCCCAGUCACUCCACAUCCUAUGAUGCCACAUGUGUGGCCUGGGGACAGGAUCACUACCGGACAUUUGACCGCAAGGUUUAUUCAUACCAGGGCCAGUGCGAAUAUGUUUUGCUAAAAGACUGUGCAGCUAACACAUUCAACAUCCACGUCAUCAAUGAUCAGUCAUGUUCCCCUGCAUCACCAUGUACAAGGCAGGUUGACGUUUAUUUCGGAAAUGUGAAAGUUUCAUUAAGGAGGGAAGCAGCCGGGCCAGCAAUUUUUUGGGAUGGGUCGUUGAUGACACUGCCGAUGUCUAGAAACGGGCAUGUUUUUGAGAAGCUUGGUGCCUACAUUAUCAUCAGGAGCAACCUUGGAUACAUGUUACGUUGGGAUGGGCGUGAGUCUGUGUUCCUUGCAGUUACCUCAGACCACCGUGGUAAUACAUGCGGACUCUGCGGUAAAUACGAUGGGGACAAGUCCAAUGAUUUCUUGACAGACUCUGGAAAAGUUGUCACCUCUGCUGCCAGUUUUGCUACAACAUGGAAAAGGUCUACACUUGGCGGUGGGACCUGUCCUGAUGUUCCACAACAGACCUGCAGUCCAGCGGCCGCUACACAAGCUCAGUCCACCUGCUCCACCAUCAUGGGUUCCGCUUUCCAGUCUUGUCAUUCGACGAUAGAUCCCCAGCCAUAUCUGGAAGCAUGUAAAAGUGAUUGCUGUCAGAACUCCAUACAGACUUGUACCUGUAACAGCUUUGAGGCCUACAGUCGUGCAUGUAUGGAGGCCAAUGUCAAACUGUCCUGGAGAACGGAUCAGCUAUGUCCUGUCCAAUGUCCUGGGAACUUUAUUCACAAGGAGUGUGGAAGUACAUGUUCAAGGACAUGUGGCUCCAGCAUGACGACAUGCACUGAUACGACAUGUAUUGACGGCUGCUUCUGUCCAGAUAAUAUGGUUGUAUCUGGGGAUACCUGUGUGGCUGUCGAUCAGUGUCCCUGUAAACAUGGAGAGCAUCUCCAUCAGCCAGGGGAGACAAUCAAGAAAGACUGUAAUACCUGUACAUGCAAAAAUGCAGCCUGGGACUGCACCACGAAGAAAUGUUCUGCAACCUGUUCUGCUACGGGUGACCCUCACUACAUGACAUUUGAUGGCAAGCGGUAUGAUUUCAUGGGUGAAUGUACAUACUAUUUGAUUAAACAGUCACCAAACUUUAACAUCCUGGCAGAAAACGUACACUGUGGUCAUAGAGGUGCGUCCUGUACCAAGUCUGUCACGAUCGAGUAUGGUGGUCACACAAUCAAGAUGGGUUUCCAGCAUGAUCUCACCGUAGACUCCGUCAGCACACCAAGGUUUCCAUACAGAGGAACUGGCAUCGUUGUUGAUAGAAUUAAUUCACUCUUCAUAAAGGCAACUUUGGACAAUGGUGUUACUAUACUCUGGGAUGGUAAAACGCGUGCCUACAUCACAGUACCUCCCACCUUUGUCAACAAAACUCAGGGCCUGUGUGGUACCUACGACUUUAAGCAAUCCAAUGACUUUCUGACAAGAGAGGGUGAUAUUGAAACUUCACCAGCAAACUUUGGGAACCGAUGGAAAGUCAGCCCUAAUUGUAAAGAUGUUGGGGAGGUGGUGAAUUCCUGUGACGAAAAUGCCCAGAAUAAAGUGAAAGCUGAACAAUACUGUGCUUACCUGUCUGGGGACAUCUUCAAAUCAUGCCAUAGUAUUGUGGACUACGCAACAGAUCUACAAGACUGUACAUUUGACAUGUGUCAGUGCCAAGACAAUGUCAAAGACUGCCUGUGUCCCAUUCUCGGCAGCUAUGCACAACGUUGUGCUAACUCAGGUGUCUCAAUCCCAUGGCGUCUCAACGUCUCUGAAUGUAUGUUACCCUGUACGGAGGGACAGGAGUACCAGGUGUGUCCUAACGAAUGUAAGCGUACCUGUGACGUUUUGGGGAAGUUUCCAGACUGUGUACAGUCCCAGGAGUGUGCAGAGGGUUGUGCCUGUCCUGCUGGUCAGUCUCUCAAUGACAACGGUGAAUGUGUGACCAUUGACCAGUGUCCCUGCGUGUUUGGUGAACGCCAGAUGGAGCCAGGCAAAGUUGUCAUGAUGGAGGACAAAAUUUGUACUUGUCGUAAUGCACACUGGGACUGCCAGCUCCCUUCCCCCAAUGUUGCUCUGGCUAACAUUUCCUCACCUUGUCCGGAAAACGAAGAAUACACCAAGUGCUCGUCCGACUGCCCUUUGACUUGUCAGAAUAUGGCCACACCUCCUACCUGUCCCACCCCAAGUGAUUGUCAGCCAGGCUGCCGUUGUAAACCUGGAUAUGUCCGUGAGGGUGAUAGCUGUAUCCUAGCUGGCGACUGUCCAUGUCACCAUGGAGGAAAGGCCUAUCGUGAGGGAGAGACCAUGGUUAUGGACUGUAACCAGUGCACCUGUACCAGCACCAAGUGGGUGUGUGAGAACAAAGACUGUCCCGCAGUCUGUAGUGCCUACGGCGACUCACAUUACCACACAUUUGAUGGCAAAACCUACGAGUUCCAGGGUAACUGUGACUAUGUUCUGGCUAAAGCAUCCCCAGAUAACCCCAACCAGUUCCAGAUCACCACAGAAAAUAUUCCUUGUGGAACAAGUGGUGUAACCUGUACCAAAUCAAUCACAUUUGAAGUAGGAGUGCCUGGGAGCCUGAACUUCUUCAGAAUCCAGUUGAUCAGAGGCAAGCCUGUAUUUGUGGAAUCCAACUCGCCUUUUCACAAACAAGAGAUUGGGAACUUUGUGAUCAUUUCAACAGACAGUGGUAUCACAUUGACUUGGGAUAGGGGUACCCGAGUGUACCUCAAACUUUCUACCAUCCACAAGGGCAAGGUUGUUGGUCUUUGUGGAAACUUCAAUGGAGACCAGCUGGAUGAUUUUGCUAUGCCUCAGGGCGGACCUCCAGCAGUGAAGGUCACGACCUUUGCUGACAGCUGGAAAGUGCGUCAAGCCUGUGCUACCCCAGGGGUGAUAACCGAUACUUGUGAGGCUGCGCCACACCGUAAACCUUGGGCACAACAAAAAUGUAGCAUACUACAGUCACACAUAUUCCAGCCCUGCCACCAUCUCAUCCCUGUUCAGGAGUACUUAAACAGGUGUAUUUUUGACACCUGUGCGUGUGACCUGGGCGGUGACUGUGAGUGUCUAUGUACUGCCAUUGCUGCCUAUGCCCAUCAGUGUGCUAUCAGUGGACUUCCCAUCAAAUGGAGAACUGAGGAACUCUGUGCGAUACAGUGUGAGGAUUGUGAAGCUUACAAUCCCUGUAUAUCACUCUGCCCAAAACGUACUUGUGACAACCAUCUGGUCUACGAUACCGUUACAUCCGGCUGUCAGGAACAAAACUGUGUAGAAGGAUGCGAUAUCGAACCAUGUCCGUCUGGACAGGUGUAUGACAGCUCAGCCGAGCCAAUGACAUGUAUCCCAGAAGCCUUCUGUAACACAACUGUGUGUUCUGUUAACGGGAAGGACUACAGACAAAACGAACGUAUCACAGAUGGGUCUGUCUGUCAGGCUGAAUGUGAGAUAUGUUACUGUGACGAUGGUAAAAUCAAGAGGAAUGGCUACUGUAGUACAACAUUAGGGCCAUCCACAGUACAGAGUGGAAAUCCAACUCCAGGUCCGAUGGUUGGUCCUAAUGGCCACCCAACACCUGGUCCUGGCUCUGGACAGACUGGCGUACCAACGGCCCACCCGCAGCCUGGUAGCCACGGUAACCCCACAGCUGGUCCAGGAUACACCAAACCACACCAAGAUGGAUGGUACAAGACCACACCCGCGACUUUUGGUCUUACUGUUCUGCCACCUGUUUGUGUGGCAAACGGGUGGACAAGUUGGAUGAGUAUUGCAGUACCAACAGCAUUCAACCGUGGGGAUGUGGAAACAAUGCAGGGACUAAGAGAAAAAUAUACAUUCUGUGAUGCUAGCAUGGUGACAGAGAUCCAAUGUAGAGUCAUUGGCACCAACACCAUGGCAGACCAGGCAGGACAACGUGCUACUUGUGAUCUGGCAACUGGACUUGUGUGUAACAAUGCAUAUCAGCGUAAUGGUGGAAUCUGUUAUGACUAUGAAGUUCGUUAUAACUGUGAUUGUGCUCCAACGGCAGCUCCAGGAUUAGGACCUAAUGGUCAACCCACAGCUGGUCCAGGAUUAGGACUUAAUGGUCAGCCCACAGCUGGUCCAGGAUUAGGACCCAAUGGUCAGCCCACAGCUGGCCCAGGAUUAGGACUUAAUGGACAGCCCACAGCAGGCCCAGGAUUAGGACCCAACGGUCAGCCCACAGCUGGUCCAGGAUUAGGACCUAAUGGCCAGCCCACAGCUGGUCCAGGACUAGGACUUAAUGGUCAGCCCACCGCUGGUCCAGGACUAGGACCCAACGGUCAGCCAACAGCUGGUCCAGGACUAGGACCCAAUGGUCAGCCCACAGCUGGUCCAGGAUUAGGACCCAAUGGUCAGCCCACAGCUGGUCCAGGAUUAGGACCUGAUGGAAAACCCACAGCUGCUCCAGUUAUCGGCCCAGAUGGAAAACCAAUUUUGCCGACCCCAAUGCCAGGGGUACCAUAUCCUCUCAAGCCUUCUUGUGAAUGGUCAGAAUGGAUGAACAGCUACAAGAGAACAGCCUCCAGCAAAGGAGACUAUGAAACAAUUAGUAACCUCCGCCUGGCUUACUCUUUCUGUGAAUUCCCUUCAAAGAUUCAAUGUCGCAUCACAAACCAACAUACACCAUUGAACCAAGCUGGUCAGAUGGGUGUGUCCUGUGAUAUCAACAGAGGUUUGGUUUGUGAGGAUAUCAACCAGAACACUGCCACUUGUCUGGACUAUGAGGUGCGUGUGUAUUGUAAUGAUGCCUGUCAUCCCACUGCUCAACCUGGUGUUGGGCCCAAUGGUCAGCCCACAGCUGGUCCAGGAAUAGGACUAAAUGGUCAGCCCACAGCUGGUCCAGGAUUAGGCCCAGAUGGAAAACCUACUGCUGGUCCAGGAUUAGGACCCAACGGUCAACCCACGGCAGGUCCAGGAAUAGGACUAAAUGGUCAGCCCACAGCUGGUCCAGGAUUAGGCCCAGAUGGAAAACCUACUGCUGGUCCAGGAUUAGGACCCAACGGUCAGCCCACAGCUGGUCCAGGAAUAGGACUAAAUGGUCAGCCCACAGCUGGUCCAGGAUUAGGCCCAGAUGGAAAACCUACUGCUGGUCCAGGAUUAGGACCCAACGGUCAACCUACGGCUGGUCCAGGAUUAGGCCCAGAUGGAAAACCUACCGCUGGUCCAGGAUUAGGACCCAACGGUCAGCCAACGGCUGGUCCAGGAUUAGGCCCAGAUGGAAAACCUACUGCUGGUCCAGGAUUAGGACCCAAUGGUCAGCCAACGGCUGGUCCAGGAUUAGGCCCAGAUGGAAAACCUACCGCUGGUCCAGGAGUAGGACCCAAUGGGCAGCCCACAGCUGGUCCAGGAUUUGGACCCAAUGGUCAACCCACAGCUGGACCUGGAUUAGGACCCAAUGGGCAGCCCACAGCUGGUCCAGGAGUAGGACCUAAUGGACAGCCCACUGCUGGUCCAGGAUUUGGACCCAAUGGUCAACCAACAGCAGGCCCAGGAUUAGGACCCAAUGGCCAACCCACAGCUGGUCCAGGAGUAGGACCUAAUGGUCAGCCAACAGCUGGCCCAGGAUUAGGACCCAAUGGUCAGCCAACAGCAGGCCCAGGACUAGGACCCAAUGGUCAACCCACAGCUGGUCCAGGAGUAGGACUUAAUGGUCAGCCAACAGCUGGCCCUGGAUUGGGACCCAAUGGUCAGCCAACAGCUGGUCCAGGAGUAGGACUUAAUGGUCAGCCAACAGCUGGUCCAGGAGUAGGACCCAAUGGUCAUCCCACAGCUGGCCCUGGAUUGGGACCCAAUGGUCAGCCCACAGCUGGUCCAGGAUUAGGACCUGAUGGAAAACCAACAGCUGGUCCAGGAUUAGGACCCAACGGUCAGCCCACAGCUGGUCCAGGAUUAGGACCUGAUGGAAAACCCACAGCUGGUCCAGGUUUAGGACCCAAUGGCCACCCCACUGCUGGUCCAGGAUUAGGACCUGAUGGAAAACCCACAGCUGGAUUUACUCCCAACCCCCUUUUGGGUGAAACCACAGUUGUUACCCUCCAGACCACACACAUCUAUUACACACCAGGGAAUAGUGAAAUAGUUUGA